AUGCGAGCUUCACUCUUGAGCCUGGCUGGCGUUGCCAGUCUGGCCUUCUCUGGCCUCGGCCUUGCUGCCGACGCUGAGGAAUGGAAGACACGAUCCGUCUACCAGGUCAUGAUUGACCGUUAUGCCCGCACCGAUGGCUCCAUCGACCACGAGUGUGAGGCCCACGAGUUCUGCGGUGGCACCUGGAGAGGCUUGAUCAACAAGCUCGACUACAUCCAAGACAUGGGCUUCACGGCCAUCCAGAUCAGCCCCAUCAACAAGAACAUGGAGGAGCACACAGCCGCCGGUGACCCCUAUCACGGCUACUGGACCACCGAUCUGUAUGCCCUCAACGACAAGUUUGGCACCGAGAAGGACUUCAAGGAUCUGGUGGCCGAGCUCAAGAAGCGCGACAUCUACCUCAUGGCCGAUGUUGUCGUCAACCACAUGGCCCAAAAGUUCGACAACAACCCCCCUCCCAAGGUCGAUUACUCCAAGUUCAACCCCUUCAACGACGAGAAGUACUUCCAUCCCUACUGCAACGUCACCGAGGAGGGCUGGUUGAACGCCACCGAAUACCAAGACUGCUGGCUCUACCCCUAUGGCGUUGCCCUUGCCGAUCUCGACACCCGCAACGAAUUCGUGAUCAAGGAGAUGAACAGCUGGAUCAAGGGUCUUGUCAGCAACUAUUCCAUUGACGGUCUCCGCAUCGACGCCGCCAAGCACGUCAACGACGAGUUCUUGCCCGGCUUUGUCAAGUCUUCGGGUGUGUUUGCCUGGGGCGAGGUUUUGACGGGCGAGACCGAGGACUUCUGCCGCUACCAGACUCUGGACCUCCUGCCCGGCAUGCCCAACUAUCUCGACUACUACAAGCUCAUCGAGGGCUUCAACGGCGGCUCUUUCGAGAAGCUCGCCCAGAUCAAGAAGCAGGCCAUCAACAACUGCAACGACACCUUUGCCUUGGGCACCUUUGUCGAGAACCACGACAUGCCCCGUUUCGCCAACAAGAACAGCGACAUGGCCAUUGCCAAGAACGCCAUGACCUACGUUAUCCUCAACGACGGCGUUCCCACCGUGUACCAGGGCCAGGAGCAGCACUUUAACGGCUUCGAGACUCCUCACAACCGUGAGCCUCUCUGGCAGUCCGGCUAUGACAAGGAGUCGCCCCUGUACAAGCUCACCGCCACGCUCAACAAGGUGCGCAACCACAUCAUCAAGCUCGACAAGGACUAUGUCAACACCGCCUCCGAGAUCCUUAAGGCCAACGACAACUACUUUUGCACCAAGAAGGGCUCCUACGGCAGUCAGAUCGUGUACUGCAUCACCAACAACAGCUCCAAGGGCGGCAAACAUACGCUCACCGUUGGCGGCUUCCAGGCCGAUCAGAAGGUCGUUGAGGUCCUCACCUGCCAGUCCAACCAGGCUGGCAUGUCGGGCACUAUCGACAUGAAGAUGAACAACGGCGUUCCCAAGGUCUAUGUCCCCGCCGAUGCGCUCAAGGACUCGGGCAUCUGCGAGCAGACGACCGCUGAAGAGUUCCGGGACGACACCAGCGGCGCCGGUGUGACCGGUGCCGCCACUGGUCUUUUGGCUGCUGCAGUGGCUGGGUGGGCCCUCAUGUUCCUUGCCUAA
Molecule: messenger RNA, 1611 nt
Organism: Podospora anserina S mat+
Lineage: Eukaryota; Fungi; Ascomycota; Sordariomycetes; Sordariales; Podosporaceae
Exons: 1
Coding region: 1-1611 (536 amino acids)
Biological process (GO): carbohydrate catabolic process
Molecular function (GO): alpha-amylase activity; calcium ion binding
Source: RefSeq, a predicted model, not a curated record